CACAUUUCGAGACCUUUCGACCCACAUCCAUCUUCAUCACCCAGCGCUGACACUCGCCUGUCACCCACUGUCUUUCCAGCAGACGCACCGACGACCUCACGACUCUCAACGACCCGCCGACGCUCAGCCAACGCACGUUUCCAACGCGCCUUUGUUUCGCCUCACCCUGUCAUCAGAAAAGACGCGAGAUAAGACCUAGUCCCAAAAACGCCGGCUGCCCGGCCAGAGGCACACCCACCGAAUAUCGAGCGUCUCGUCCUCGAACGCGUGGACAACGACAAUGAAGAUCUUCAGCAGCUCCCACUCCUACUCGUACUCCUGGGACGAGGUCAGCACAUGCAACUGGCGGAAAUACUGUCCCUGGAACGACAAAUCCACGCAUGUAACAGCAGUCGACACGCUCUCACGGACACUCGACCCUAGCACCGGCAUUCUACGCACCGAACGACUCAUCACCUGCAAACAGUCAGCGCCACAAUGGCUCAAGUCAUUCCUCGGCAGCGGCGACACGAGUCAAGUGUACGAAGUCAGCUACGUGGACCCCAAAGCGAAGAAGGUUACAAUGUGCAGUCAGAACCUGACGUGGAGUGAAUUGAUCAACGUGCACGAGAAGGUUGUAUACCGACCUGAUCCGACACAAAGCGGGAAGACCAUUUUCGAGCAAGAAGCACGGAUAGUGGCGCUAUGUGGCGGAUGGCAGAAAAUCAAGAGCGCGAUCGAGGACAUCAGUGUGGAGCGCUUCAAGGAGAACGCUAUCAAGGGGCGAGAAGGAUUCGAGAGGGUACUGGCAAUCAGCAGGGAGGUCUUUGCCGAAGAGAGGAAGAAGAGGCAGCUCACGGCCAUGUGAGCGGUUCAACACAAGAGAUGAAGAGAGCGGAAGAUGCAUGGAGGAAGGUCGCAACACCCGACUCAACUGGUUAAUUACCGACGUCUAUGAUUGCGUUCAAGCGAAUGGGAAUGGUGUUCUUCACGGCCGGACUUUGGAAUACGGGACACUUUCCAAAAAGAGAGCAAAAGCAUUUGACGACGAAAGACUUUGCAUUUGAAAGCGCGGAAUAGGAUACCCGGCUGCGAUGAGCUUGUGUUACAAUUAUACAACGCGCGCGAGCGUGUAUAUAUUAUAGACAGUAGAUGGCGUAUCCCAUCUGAUAAACGAUUCAUCUCUCA
Molecule: messenger RNA, 1167 nt
Organism: Cercospora beticola
Lineage: Eukaryota; Fungi; Ascomycota; Dothideomycetes; Mycosphaerellales; Mycosphaerellaceae
Product: PRELI/slowmo family protein
Biological process (GO): phospholipid transport
Cellular component (GO): mitochondrial intermembrane space
Molecular function (GO): phosphatidic acid transfer activity
Source: RefSeq, a predicted model, not a curated record